Pterocles gutturalis (yellow-throated sandgrouse) is the source of this 421-nucleotide messenger RNA. RefSeq names its product melanoma-associated antigen G1-like. The annotation marks the transcript as partial. Lineage: Eukaryota; Metazoa; Chordata; Aves; Pterocliformes; Pteroclidae. The transcript has 5 exons. The record is from RefSeq and is a predicted model, not a curated record. Gene Ontology annotation, cellular component: nucleus.
GGAGUUGAUGAGGAUGAGGAUUUCACCCUGAGCCCGACACCGACGCACACCCAGGUGCAGAGGAACCUGGAGAGGCGUUCUCAGGAUCAAGUGAAUCAGAAGGUGAGUGAAUUGGUUCAGUACCUGCUUGUGAAAGACCAGAAGAAGAUCCCCAUCAAGAGAGCGGAUAUCCUGAAAAAAGUCAUCCGGGAAUACAAAGAUGUCUACUCAGAGAUCGUCAACCAAGCGGGCAAGACCCUGCAGCAGGUAUUUGGGCUGCAGCUGGUAGAGAUCGACUCCAAACACCACAUCUACAUCCUCACCAGCAACCUGCCCCGUGCCAAGGGGGAGAACAUGCGCCAGGACAACCAGACGGCCAAGUUGGGGCUCCUCAUGGUCAUCCUCAGCUUCAUCUUCAUGAAGGGCAACUUCGCCAAGGAUG